Messenger RNA from Penaeus monodon (black tiger shrimp), 889 nucleotides. Its product is annotated as zinc finger CCCH domain-containing protein 11B-like. Gene Ontology annotation, molecular function: metal ion binding. The record is from RefSeq and is a predicted model, not a curated record. Lineage: Eukaryota; Metazoa; Arthropoda; Malacostraca; Decapoda; Penaeidae.
ACCCUAACCAUACACUCAGUCACAGUAUCGACUGCAGAUGGGCAAAUGGUGACAAAGAGAGCAAGCGACCUUGAAUGCUACAAGGGACGACAUUAUUGCCAAGAUCGUUGCAAGGUGGAUCAAGUGGAUGCUCUGCUGAUUUUGUAUCAAAGGAGCAAGAAAUUAUAAUGGGUGAGAAGACUUCAGUAUCCAAAAACAAUGACUGUUAUUUCUACUAUUAUUCAUCAUGUUCCAAGGGUGAUGCCUGUCCUUUCCGCCAUGAACCAUCAGCCCUCCGGAAUGAAACCAUGUGCUAUUACUGGAAACUUGGCAACUGUAAUAAAGCAAACUGCUUCUACAGACACAUGGAGAUUACUUGAUAUUACCAGUAAAAAAGGAAAUUGAUGGUGGAAAAAAUGAUAAGCUGCUAGUUGAAGCUAAGGAGCCAGAGCGUCAGGUGAUCCCUCCCUCUCACAGCGCUGACUGUGACACACCACCACGCCAAGUUCAACCCACUGCCAAACCUCCCAAUCCAGUCAUUGUACCUCUGCAGGAUGGUGAGUCAGACUCAGAGAGUGUCUCAGGCACUCCACAGAAGAGAAGGGAUCCUGAUCUCAGAUUGAGUGCAGAAUUGGAAUGGGAGCUGAGGAGACUCAGACAGAUACAAGAACAUGAAGCUAACCUCAUAGGUUACACUUUUGAAGAUGAUGAAGAAAAUCAGGAACAAAUGGAGGAGGAGGUAGCUGCAGAGAAUGAAGAGGAAACUGAGGAGGUAUGCAGCAAAAAACAUUUUAUGACAUUAUUAAAACCUUUUUGUUAUCUUUCUCCUCCUCCACCUCUUCAUCUGCCUGUUUUUCUUCCUAACCUAGUGCUCUGGGAACAUGCAUUGCAGUAUUGUUUUAUGAUGUGA